Messenger RNA from Rattus norvegicus (Norway rat), 19035 nucleotides. The record is from RefSeq and is a predicted model, not a curated record. NCBI's taxonomy places the organism in Eukaryota, Metazoa, Chordata, Mammalia, Rodentia, Muridae.
AUGUUUUGACCUCUCCUGGCUGCCGUCGCGGAGCAUGCGCAAAUAAGCCCGGCGGGACACAAGUGUCAUGGCGCGCUCCAUCUGAAGCCUGUGCAGUUUCCUGACAGUGGCUUGUGGUUUUUCUCUCAGUUUGGACAGAUUCAUCUUUCAAGAGGACUUGAGACCAAUUUCAGAUAAUCAAGAUGCCUUCUGCAUCCUGUGAUGUACUGCUGGAUGACAUAGAAGAUAUCAUAUCACAGGAAGAUUCAAAGCCACAAGAUAGACAUUUCUCAAGAAAGCAUGUGUUUCCUAAAGUACGGAGGCGGAAUACCCAAAAAUAUUUGCAAGAAGAGCCCAGCCCACCAAGUGACAGCACGAUUCCAGGCAUACAGAAAAUUUGGAUACGAACAUGGGGCUGCUCACAUAAUAAUUCAGAUGGAGAAUACAUGGCUGGACAGCUUGCUGCCUAUGGCUAUAAAAUUACAGAAAAUGCAUCAGAUGCAGAUCUGUGGCUCCUGAACAGCUGCACUGUGAAGAACCCAGCUGAAGACCACUUCAGAAACUCAAUCAAAAAAGCUCACGAGGAGAAUAAGAAAGUUGUCCUCGCUGGCUGUGUUCCCCAAGCCCAGCCUCGUCAGGAUUACCUCAAAGGACUGAGCAUCAUUGGGGUUCAGCAGAUAGAUCGUGUGGUAGAAGUUGUGGAGGAAACAAUAAAAGGUCACUCCGUGAGGCUCCUGGGCCAGAAGAAAGAAAGUGGGAAGCGGUUGGGUGGAGCGAGACUGGAUUUGCCAAAGAUCAGGAAGAAUCCGCUGAUAGAAAUCAUAUCCAUCAACACGGGGUGUCUCAAUGCUUGUACCUACUGCAAAACUAAACAUGCCAGAGGAAACCUGGCCAGCUAUCCCAUUGAUGAACUUGUAGAGAGAGCCAAGCAGUCCUUUCAAGAGGGUGUUUGUGAGAUAUGGCUGACCAGCGAGGACACCGGGGCCUAUGGCAGAGACAUUGGCACAGAUCUCCCCACACUCCUGUGGAAGCUGGUGGAAGUGAUUCCUGAGGGAGCCAUGCUGAGGCUUGGCAUGACAAAUCCACCGUAUAUUUUAGAGCAUCUGGAGGAAAUGGCAAAAAUCCUCAACCACCCCAGAGUCUACGCUUUUCUCCACAUCCCGGUGCAGUCUGCCUCUGACAGUGUGCUCAUGGACAUGAAGAGAGAGUACUGCGUGGCCGACUUCAAAAGAGUUGUGGAUUUUCUCAAGGAGAAGGUUCCUGGAAUAACGAUUGCUACGGAUAUUAUCUGUGGUUUUCCUGGAGAAACCGAUCAGGAUUUUCAAGAAACCGUGAAACUUGUUGAAGAGUACAAAUUUCCAAGCCUCUUCAUCAACCAGUUCUAUCCAAGACCCGGAACCCCCGCUGCAAAAGCCAAACAAGUCCCAGCACACGUGAAAAAACAAAGAACAAAAGAUCUAUCUCGGGUGUUUCAUUCCUACAACCCAUAUGAUCACAAGGGCAAGGUGGGAGGUUGGAGCCUGUCCCUUUGCAGCCCUGGACAGCUGAGGACCAUGACGCCCCUGCCUGCCUCCUCUCCUCAGCCCUGACUCUUACACACUGUGGGUGACAUUCUGCUGCUCCACGCCUCCGCUUCCUCCUCUCCAUAGAGAAAUGAUGAGGUACUUUUCCCUACUGGUUCUCCUUGGCGAUUAAAUACUAGUAAUACUAGUGAAGAUUGAAAGUGUUUAUAUGCAUCCAUUCGGUGGAUAAUCGGAGCGAGAUCACACACACAUUUCUGUAUAAACUGAGAUAGCUGUAUGAUAGAACUUAAUGGGAAACACAUGUUCCGUCUUUAGGACAGUGUUUCCUUACACAGCCCAGCCUGGCCCCUCCCUCUUCCUGUCUGUGCUGAAGACUGUACUGGGAUUGCAAGGCAUACUCCAUCAUACCCGCCUUGAUUUGUAGCUGAAUAUAAAGGAAAAAUGCACCAAAGCUCAUUAUCAGGGGACAAAACUAGCUCAGUAGUCCCUAUCUCUACCAACCUCAUUUCUUAUGUAAGAUAUUCAGCCUGUACUCUGUAAACAAAUAGAUUAGUUUAGUUUUAAUUCAUCACUCCUAUGCUAGUGGGUUUGGGUUUUUUUGUUUGUUUGUUUUUGUUUUGGGGGGGGGCUUGUUUUUUUGUUUUUUGUUGGUUUUUUGUUGUUUUUGGUUUUGGUUCUUUUGUUGUUGUUAUUUUUGUUUUGUUUUGUUUUUGGCUCAGUCUGGGUCACCAUGAAUUUACAGAGACCAAAAUUUUAUGAAGGUCUUGAUGUGUUUGCAGAUCCCUCUGCACAUGCUCUUUUAAGGAAGUCUGUGUCUUAUUCUCAGUUACAGUGCAGCUCUGUACUUACAGGGGAAGGCUCUGUUCAUUUGCCUCUAGUGCACAAAAGCAAAUCAUUCUGUAAAAGUGCUUCACCUUCACUGGUGGUCAAGUGCUACACCGUGUAAAAUAUUAAAAUUCAAGAGUGAUGAAGUUAAUUUAGAAUAUAAUAGCUGGUUUUGAUCGUUUCCAAUUAAAAAAUAUUUAAGUCAUUCACUUCUGGCCAGUUUUGAAAUUAAAAUUAGUCAUGGAAAAUAUUAUAAUUUCAAUACUCAUACAUUAGAAAACAUUGAAUAUCAGAUUUAAAAAAAAUACUUAGAAAACAAUCAUUUUUUUAAACUUAAUAUCUUCCAAAAUUGUUUACUCUGUAAUCAGUGUUUGUGUUAAGGGGGCAGUAAUGUUAAGAAAUUGUUAUCAAUCAAUAGCAAUUCUUUUUCUAGGUGGAAGGGUAAAAUGAAAGACUGUUUUACUUCAGCUCAAGCUAGAAAUAGAAAUAGGAAAUGUGGGGAUUGGGAGUCUAGUGUCCAGAAGGAUGAGAAAGAGGGAGAAGUUACUGUAAGGAAGGCCAGGCAGAGCCCAGCUGGACGUUCCUCCUGUCAAUCCCCAACACACACACACACACACACACACACACACACACACACAUUUCUUCCUCCUGCACAAGCUAUGGUCACCCUUCCCUGGAGACAGGAAGAGCUCUCAGAGCAGGGAACAGCCUGCCUGCUGGAUCCCCUGUCCCUAGCACGUGUAGAAGGUUAAUGAGGAUGUGUUAAAUGAAUUCGUUAAUUCACUUAUAAGUCAUUGUGCAGUUUGGUGAUUAUUCAUUAUGUUCAAGAGACCCAUUUCCCAUGCAUUCGUAAUUAGUCUGCUGGGAAAGAAAUUUCAUAAACCGUAAGAAGGGCAAAUCAAAGCUAGCCACAUGUGCUAAGGAAUAUAUUAUAAAGUAAGUCUUGGCCAAGUAAACAUGAGUCUGCAGGCUGUUCAUCACAGAACUGUUGAUAAGAAUCAAAUGGAGCCGCCUAAGUGGGCAGUAGGUGAUAAGUUACAUAUACCACGAUUUAUAACACAGGGCCAGGUGGCCAAUUAACCAUGUCAUAAUGAUAAGGAAUUUUUAUUGACUUGUCAAAAACUGUACUGUUAUAGCCUAUAUGUGUGAUAUCAAUUUUAUCAAAAUAAUAGUAUACAUAUACUUAGAAAAACCAAGACUGGUAAAUAACAUAGCAUGAUGUUAGCAGAAGUUAUAUAUAAACACAGGUGAUCUUGCUUUCUUUUUUAUGCCUGUGUCUUUGCAAUUUUCACUCCUUAGGUUCCCCACCCCCUCAGAGAGUCCUUCCUUCCCUCCCCCUCCAUGUCUCUUUUGAGAUGGUGGAGAAAUACCCCUCCCUGGGUAUCCCCCACCCUAGCGCAUGAAGCCUCUGAAGGUUCGGGCCCAUCAUCUCCCACUGAGACCAGACAAGGCAGCUUAGGUGGGAAAUGGAUUCCACAGACAGGCCACAGCUUAAGGGACAACCACAUGGAGACAGCGCUGCACAUCUGCUACAUAUGUGCUAGGGGCCUCAGUCUCUGAGAACUCCCAAGGGUCCAGGUUAGUUGAUUCUGUUGGUCUUUCUGUGGAGUUUCUAUUUCGGGCUGGUUAUUGAUUGGCCAUUCCCCCAGUCUCUGUUCCACCUUUGUCCCUGCACUUCUUGUAGAUAGGACAGAUUUGGGGUGGAAAGCUUCGUGUAUCUUUAUCCCUCCACUGAGGAUCCUGUGUGGCAACAAGAGGUGGUCUAUUUAAGUUCCCUAUCACCACUGCUAUAUCUCAGCUAAGGUCCCUCACACUGACUCCUGGGAGCCUCCCCCAUCCCAGGUCUCUGGCACUUUCUACAGAUGUCCCCAACCCCUGGAAAGUGCAAAUAUCCAUUUAGGUAUCCAUUCAGUUUCCUCCUCCGGCCCUCUCUGUACCUCUGUAGUAGAAUCUAUUGUUUGGAUUCCCUUGUCCCUGAUGACUAAGAAAGGAAAAACAUUUUGUUAAGUGCUUCGCAGCCAUUCGCAAUUCCUCUGUGGAUAAUUCUCUCUGGCUCUGUAUCCCAUCUUUAAGUUGGGUUGUUUGGUUUGUUGGAGUCUUACUUCUUCUGUCCAUUCUGUGUUCUAGAUAUUAGCCCUGUCAGAUACAGGACUAGGGAAGAUUUUUUUUUCCAAUCUGUAGGCUGUAAUUUUGUCCUGAUGGUGGUGUACUUUGUUUUUACACAAGCUUUUCAGUUUCAUGAAGUCCCAUUUGUCAAUUGUUGAUCUUAGAGCCUGAGCCAUCAGUGUUCUGUUCAGGAAAUUGUUUCCUAUACCAAGGUGUUCAAGGCUAUUUCCCACUUUCUCUUCUAUUAGAUUUAGUGCAUCAGGUUUUAUGUUGAGGUCUUUGAGACACUUGGACUUGAGUUUUGUGCAGGAUGAUAAAUAUGGAUCUAUUUGCAUUCCUCUAUAUUGCAGCUCUCCAGUUAGACAAGCAGCAUUCGUUGAAGAUCUUUUUUGUAUUGUUUUGUUUUCCAUUGUAUGAUUGGCUUCUUUGUCAAAAAUAAACUGUCCAUAGGUGUGAUGGUUUAUUUCUAUGUCUUUGAUUUGAUUCUAUUGAUCAACCUAUCUGUUUCUAUACCAGUACCAUGCAUUUUGGUUGGUUGUUUGGUUAGUUGACUGGUUUGUUUGUUUGUUUGUUUGUUUUAAUCACUGUCGCUCUGUAGUACAGCUUGAGGUCAGGAAUGGUGAUUUUUCCAGAAGUUCUUUCAUUGUUCAGGAUUGUUUUACCUAUCCUGGGCUUUUUGUUCUUCCACAUGAAGUUGAGAAUUCCUCUUUCAAGGUCUGUUUAAAAAAAAUUGUGUUGGAAUUUUGGGAGACACUUAUGUAUACCAGCAUAUCCACAAAUCAUGAUACUGUGACUUCUUCCUUUCCUUUCCAAUUUCUAUCUCCUUGUUCUCCUUUUGUUGUCUGAUUGCUCUAGCUAGAGCUUCAAGUACUAUAUUGAAUAGAUAGGGAGAGGUUCGGCAGCUUUGUCUUGUCCGUAGUUUUAGUAGGAUUGCUUUAAGAUUCUCUCCAUUUAAUUUUAUGUUGACAUUGCCCUGCUAUAUAUUGCUUUUAUUAUGUUUAGCUAUACACCUUGUAUCCAUGAUCUUUCUAAGACUUUCAACAUGAAGGGGUAUUGGAUUUUUGUCAAAGGCUUUUUCAAUAUCUAAUGAGAUAAUCAUGUGAUUUUUUUUCUUUCAGUUUAUAUGGUGGAUUACAUUGAUGAAUUUUAGUAUAUUGAACCAUCUCAGUCUCUCUGGUAUGAAGUCUACUUGAUCAUGGUUAAUGAUGUUUUUUUUCCAUCUUUAUUAACUUGAGUAUUUCUUAUUUACAUUUCGACUGUUAUACCCCUUCCCAUUUUCCAGGCCAACAACCUCAAACCCCUCCCUCUCCCCUUCUAUAUGGGUGUUCCCGUCUCCAUCCUCCCCGCAUUACCACCCUCCCACCAACAAUCACGUUCACUGGAGGUUCAGUCUUGGCAGGACCAAGGGCUUCCCCUUCCACUGGUGCUCUUACUAGGCUAUUCAUUGCUACCAAUGAGGUUGGAGCCCAGCGUCAGUCCAUGUAUAGUCUUUGGGUAGUGGCUUAGUUCCUGGAAGCUCUGGUUGGUUGGCAUUGUUGUUCAUAUGGGGUCUCGAGCCGCUUCAAGCUCUUCCAGUCCUUUCUCUGAUUCCUUCAACUGGGGUCCCGUUCUCAGUUCAGUGGUUUGCUGCUGGCAUUCACCUAUGUAUUUGCUGUAUUCUGGGUGUGUCUCUCAGGAGAGAUCUACAUCCGGUUCCUGUCGUCCUGCACUUCUUUGCUUCAUCCAUCUUGUCUAAUUGGGUGGCUGUAUAUGUAUGGGCCACAUAUGGGGCAGGCUCUGAAUGGGUGUCCCUUCUGCCUCUGUUCUAAACUUUGCCUCCCUGUUCCCUCCCAAGGGUAUUCUUGUUCCCCUUUUAAAGAAGGAGUGAAGCAUUCGCAUUUUGGUCAUCCUUCUUGAGUUUCAUGUGUUCUGUGCAUCUAGGGUAAUUCAAGCAUUUGGGCUAAUAGCCACUUAUCAAUGAGUGCAUACCAUGUGUGUUUUUCUGUGAUUGGGUUACCUCACUCAGGAUGAUAUUUUCCAGUUCCCUCCAUUUGCCUAUGAAUUUCAUAAAGUCAUUGUUUUUGAUAGCUGAGUAAUAUUCCAUUGUGUAGAUGUACCACAUUUUCUGUAUCCGUUCCUCUGUUGAAGGGCAUCUGGGUUCUUUCCAGCUUCUGGCUACUAUAAAUAAGGACACUAUGAACAUAGUGAAGCACGUGUCUUUGUUAUAUGUUGGGGCAUAUUUUGGGUAUAUGCCCAAGAGAGGUAUAACUGGGUCCUCAGGUAGUUCAGUGUCCAACUUUCUGAGGAACCUACAGACUGAUUUCCAGAAUGGUUGUACCAGUCUGCAAUCCCACCAACAAUGGAGGAGUGUUCCUCUUUCUCCACAUCCUCGCCAGGAUCUGUUGUCUCCUGUGUUUUUGAUCUUAGCCACUCUCACUGGUGUGAGGUGAAAUCUCAGGGUUCUUUUGAUUUGCAUUUCCCUUAUGACUAAAGAUGUUGAACAUUUCUUUAGGUGUUUCUCGGCCAUUCGGCAUUCCUCAGCUGUGAAUUCUUUGUUUAGCUCUGAACCCCAUUUUUAAUAGGGUUAUUUGUCUCCCUGCGGUCUAACUUUUUGAGUUCUUUGUAUAUUUUGGAUAUAAGGCCUCUAUCUGUUGUAGGAUUGGUAAAGAUCUUUUCCCAAUCUGUUGGUUGCCGUUUUGUCCUAACCACAGUGUCCUUUGCCUUACAGAAGCUUUGCAUUUUUAUGAGAUCCCAUUUGUCGAUUCUUGAUCUUAGAGCAUAAACCAUUGGUGUUUUGUUCAGGAAAUUUUCUCCAGUGCCCAUAUGUUCGAGAUGCUUCCCUAGUUUUUCUUCUAUUAGUUUGAGUGUGUCUGCUUUGAUGUGGAGGUCCUUGAUCCACUUGGACUUAAGCUUUGUACAGGGUGAUAAGCAUGAAUCUAUCUGCAUUCUUCUACAUGUUGACCUCCAGUUGAACCGGCACCAUUUGCUGAAAAUGCUAUCUUUUUUCCAUUGGAUGGUUUUGGCUCCUUUGUCAAAAAUCAAGUGACCAUAGGUGUGUGGGUUCAUUUCUGGGUCUUCAAUUCUAUUCCACUGGUCUAUCUGUCUGUCUCUGUACCAACACCAUGCAGUUUUAAUCACUAUUGCUCUGUAAUACUGCUUGAGUUCAGGGAUAGUUAUUCCCCCGGAAGUCCUUUUAUUGUUGAGGAUAGUUUUAGCUAUCCUGGGUUUUUUGUUAUUCCAGAUGAGUUUGCAAAUUGUUCUAACUCUCUGAAGACUUGGACUGGUAUUUUGAUGGGGAUUGCAUUGAAUCUGUAGAUCGCUUUUGGUAAAAUGGCCAUUUUUACUAUAUUAAUCCUGCCAAUCCAUGAGCAUGGGAGAUCUUUCCAUCUUCUGAGGUCUUCUUCAAUUUCUUUCUUCAGAGGCUUGAAGUUCUUAUCAUACAGAUCUUUCACUUGCUUGGUUAAAGUCACACCGUGGUAUUUUGUAUUAUGUGGGACUAUUAUGAAGGGUGUCAUUUCCCUAAUUUCUUUCUUGGCUUGUUUCUCUUUUGUGUAGAGGAAGUCUACUGAUUUAUUUGAGUUAAUUUUAUACCCAGCCACUUUGCUGAAGUUGUUUAUCAGGCUUAGUAGUUCUCUGGUGGAACUUUUGGGGUCACUUAAGUAUACUAUAAUGUCAUCUGCAAAUACUGAUAUUUUGACUUCUUCCUUUUCAAUCUAUGUCCCUUUGACCUCUUUUUGUUGCCUAAUCGCUCUGCCUAGGACUUUGAGCACUGUAUUGAAUAAGUAGGGAGAGAGUGGGCAGCCUUGUCUAAUCCCUGAUUUCAGGGGGAUUUCUUCAAGUUUCUCUCCUUUUUGUUUAAUGUUAGCUACUAAUUUGCUGUUUAUUGCUUUUACUGUGUUUAGGUAUGGACUUUGAAUUCCUGAUCGUUCCAGGACUUUUAUCAUGAAGGGGUGUUGAAUUUUGUCAAAUGCUUCCUUAGCAUCUAAUCAAAUGAUCAUGAGGUUUUAUUCUUUGAGUUGAUUAUAUAGUGGAUUACUUUGAUGGAUUUCCAUAUAUUGAACUAUCCCUGCAUCCCUAGGAUGAAGUGUACUCGUUCAUGAUAGGUGUUCGUUUUGAUGUGCGCUUGGAUUCAGUUUGCGAAAAUUUUAUUGAGUAUUUUUGCGUCAAUAUUCAUAGGAAAAUUGGUCUGGAGUUCGAUUUCUUUAUUGGGUCUUUGCGUGGUUUAUGUAUAAGAGUAAUUGUGGCUUCAUAGAAGGAAUUCGGUAGUGCUCCAUCUGUUUCAAUUUUGUGGAAUAGUUUGGACAGUAUUGGUAUGAGGUCUUCUACGAAGGUCUGAUAGAAUUCUGCACUAAACCCCUCUGGACCUGGGCUUUUUGGUUGGGAGACCUUUAAUGACUGCUUCUAUUUCUUCAGGAGUUAUGGGGUUGUUUAAAUGGUUUAUCUGUUCCUGAUUUAACUUUGGUACCUGGUAUCUGUCUAGGAAAUUGUCCAUUUCCUGCAGAUUUUCAAGUUUUGUUGAAUAUAGGCUUUUGUAGUAGGAUCUGAUAAUUUUUUUAAUUUCCUCUGAUUCUGUAGUUAUGUCUCCCUUUUCAUUUCUGAUUUUGUUAAUUUGUACAUACUCUCUGUGUCCUCUCAUUAGUCUCGCUAAGGGUUUAUCUAUCUUGUUGAUUUUCUCAUAGAACCAACUUUUGGUUCUGUUGAUUCUUUCUAUGGUCUUUUUUGUUUCUACUUGGUUGAUUUCAGCUCUGAGUUUGAUUAUUCCCUGCCUUCUACUCCUCCUGGGUGUAUUUGCUUCUUUUUGUUCUAGAGCUUUUCGGUGUGCUGUCAAGCUGCUGACAUAAGCUGUCUCCUGUUUCGUUCUGCAGGCACUUAGAGCUAUGAGUUUUCCUCUUAGCAUAGCUUUCAUUGUGUCUCAUAAGUUUGGGUAUGUUGUACCUUCAUUUUCAUUAAAUUCUAAGAAGUCUUUAAUUUCUUUCUUUAUUUCUUCCUUGACCAGGUUAUUGUUAAAUAGCGCAUUAUUCAACUUCCAUGUAUAUGUGGGCGUUCUUCCCUUAUUGUUAUUGAAGACCAGCUUUAGCCCGUGGUGGUCUGAUAGGAUGCAUGGAAUUAUUUCUAUCUUUCUGUAUUUGUUGAGGCCUGUUUUAUGACCAAAUAUAUGGUCAGUUUUGGAGAAGGUACCAUGAGGUGGUGAGAAGAAGGAUAUCCUUUUGUUUUAGGAUAGAAUGUUCUAUAAAUAUCUGUUAAGUCCAUUUGGCUCAUGACUUCUCUUUGUCUAUGUCUCUGUUUAAUUUCUGUUUCCAUGAUCUGCCCAUUGAUGAGAGGGGGUGUUGAAAUCUCCUACUGUUAUUGUGUGAGGUUCAAUGUGUGCUUUGAGCUUAUAAGGUUUCUUUUAUAUAUGUAGGUGCCCUUGUAUUUAGAGCAUAGAUAUUUAGGAUUGAGAGUUCAUCUUGCUCGAUUUUUCCUUUGAUGAAUAUGAAGUGUCCUUCCUUAUGUUUUUUGAUGACUUUUAGUUGAAAAUCGAUUUUAUUCGAUAUUAGAAUGGCUACUCCAGCUUGCUUCUUCAGCCCAUUUGCUUGGAAAGUUGUUUUCCAGCCUUUCCCUCUGAGGUAGUGUCUGUCUUUGUCUCUGAGGUGUGUUUCCUGUAGGCAGCAGAAUGCGAGGUCCUCAUUGGGUAUCCAGUUUGUUAAUCUAUGUAUUUUUAUUGGGGAGUUGAGACCAUUGAUGUUGAGAGAUAUUAAGGAAUAGUGAUUAUUGCUUCCUGUUAUAUUCACAUUUGGAUGUGAGAUUAUGUUUGUGUGCUUUUCUUCUCUUUGUUUUGUUGCCAAGAUGCUUAAUUUCUUGCUUUUUCUAUGGUAGCUUGCCUCCUUAUGUUGGGCUUUACCAUUUAUUAUCCUUUGUAGGGCUGGAUUCGUAGAAAGAUAUUGUGUAAAAUUGGUUUUGUCAUGGAACAUCUUGGUUUCUCCAUCUAUGUUAAUUGAGAGUUUUUCAGGAUACAGUAACCUGGGCUGGCAUUUAUGUUCUCUUAGGGUCUGUAUGACAUCUGUACAGGAUCUUCUGGCUUUUAUAGUCUCUGAUGAGAAGUCUGGUGUGAUUCUGAUAGGUCUGCCUUUAUAUGUUACUUGACCUUUUUCCCUUACUGCUUUUAAUAUUCUUUCUUUGUUUUGUGCAUUUGGUGUUUUGACUAUUAUGUGAUGGGUGGAGUUUCUUUUCUGGUCCAAUCUAUUUGGAGUUCUGUAGGCUUCUUGUACGUUUAUGGGCAUCUCUUUCUUUAGGUUAGGAAGUUUUCUUCUAUGAUUUUGUUGUAGAUAUUUACUGGUCCUUUGAGCUGUGAGUCUUCACUCUCUUCUAUACCUAUUAUCCUUAGGUUUGAUCUUCUCACUGAGUCCUGGAUUUCCUGUAUGUUUUGGACCAGUAGCUUUUUCCAUUUUACAUUAUCUUUGACCAUUGUGUCUUCUUCUUCUCCUGAGAUUCUCUCUUCUAUCUCUUGUAUUCUGUUGGUGAUGCUUGUAUCUAUGGCUCCUUUUCUCUUCCUUUGGUUUUCUAUAUCCAGGGUUGUUUCCCUUUGUGCUUUCUUUAUUGCUUCUAUUUCCAUUUUUAAUUCCUUCACCUGUUUGAUUGUUUUUUCCUGGAAUUCUUUCAGGGAUUUUUGUGAUUCCUCUCUAUAGGCUUCUACUUGUUUAUUUAUGAUUUCCUCCGUUUCUCCAAAGGAGUUCUUUAUGUCUUUCUUGAAGUCCUCCAUCAUCAUGAUCAAAUGUGACUUUAAAUAAAGAUCUUGCUUUUCUGGUGCGUUUGGAUAUUCAGCGUUUGCUUUGGUGGGAGAAUUGGGCUCCGAUGAUGCCAUGUAGUCUUGGUUUCUGUUGAUUGGGUUCCUGAGCUUGCCUCUCGCCAUCAGGUUGUCUCUGGUGUUACCUUGUUCUGCUAUUUCUGAGAGUGGCUAGACUGUCAUAUAGGCCUGUGUGUCAGGAGUACUGUAGACCUGUUUUCCUGUUUUCUUUCAGCCAGUUAUGGGAACAGAGUGUUCUGCUUUUGGGCGUGUAGUCCUGUCUACUGGUCUUCAGCUGUUCCUGUGGGCCUGUGUCCUGAGUCCACCAGGCAGGUCGCUUGGAACAGAAAAGUUGGUCUUACCUGUGGUCCUGCAGCUCAAGUUGCUUGUGGGAGGCUGCUUUUGAGCUCUCCAUGAGGGUGGCAACCAGGAGGCCCUGCGCCACCUUUACCCGGGGCCCUCCUGCACCCGGGUUCCAGAUGGCGUUCGGUGUUUUCCUCCAGAGUCAGAAAUGUGGGCAGACACUAUCCAAAGACUAUAUAUGGACUGACCCUGGGCUCCAACCUCAUAGGUAGCAAUGAAUAGCCUAGUAAUAGCACUAGUGGAAGGGGAAGCCCUUGGUCCUGCCAAGAGUGUACCCCCAGUGAAUGUGAUUAUUGUGGGGGAGGGUGGUAAUUGGGGGAGGAUGGGGAGGGGAACACCCAUACAGAAGCGGAGGAGGAGGACUUAGGGGGAUGUUGGCCAUGAAACCGGGAAGGGGAAUAACAAUCGAUAUGUAAAUAAGAAAUACCCAAGUUAAUAAAGGUAAAUAUAUAAAAUUUUAAAAGAGAGAGAGAGAGAGAGAGAGAGAGAGAGAAAUGUGGGCAGAGUGUAGUCUCUUCUGGCUUGUCAGGCGUGUCUCCCCCUCUGAAGCUCUCCCUUGCACGGGAUUUGGGUGCAGAGAACUGUUGACCGGGUCUCUUCAGGUCCAGGCAGUGACUGGACCGCAGGGGACCUGCUGCUAGUGUGCUGCUGAGCACCAGUUAAUGAUGUUUUUGAUGUGUUCUUAGAUUCAUUUUGUGAAAUUUUUAUAGAGUAUUUUAGCAUUGAUGUGCGUAAGAGAAGUUAGUCUGAAAUUCUCUUUCUUUGUUAAGUCUUUGAGUGGUUUAGGUAUCCUGUGGCCUCAUAGAAUGAAUUUAGCAGUGUUCCUUCUCUUUCCAUUCUGUGUAACAAUCUGAGGACUAUUGGUAUUAGCUUUUCUUUGAAAAUCUUGUAGAAUUUUAUGCUAAAACCAUCUGGCCCUUUUUUUUUUUUUUUUUUUUUUUUUUUGUGGUUGGAAGACUUUUAAUGACUGCCCCUGUUUUCUUAAAGUUUAUAGGACUGUUUAGAUAGUUUAUGUGAUCUUGAUUUCAUCUUGGUAAUUGGUAUCUGUCUAGGAAACCAUUCAUUUCAUUUAGAUUUUCCAAUUUUGUGGCUUUUGAAGUAAGGCUCCCCCUCCCCUUGGAUUUUGUUAUGCCUUCCUUUUUAUUCCUGAUUUUGUUAAUUGGAUACUAUCUCUGUGCCGUUCAGUUUGGCUAAGGGUUUGUCUAUCUUGUUGAUUUUCUAAAAGAAAAUCUUGUUGGAAAUUUUUAAAGUGGACAUUAAUUCCUCUUGUAAAAAGCCCGGAAAGGAAAGCUUCUUGAUACGUUUUUGUGGGGCAAACGGCUCAGAAUUAGGCCAUGUGGAAUGGAGAAGUAUGCACAGUUGAGAAUACAGCACGGGCUGGCUGUUUUUAGUCAUGGCCACCGAGCACUUUUAAGGUUGGAUUCUUAGGUGCCAAUAGACCCAACUCACCUGGGAGCAAGGCAGGUAUGUGUAUUGUUGGCCUUGUUCUGGAAGGAGUUCUUCCAAGAGUUACAGUACUAUAAACUGACAAGACCACAGGCUGGUAUAGAUACCUUGUUUGCAUUGUGAUUGUUUCUAGGGGUGGGCUUUGUGUUCUUUCCUGAUAGGGAAUAGCCUUAAGCAAUAGAAAUUGGUAAGUCAAAAACACCAACCAUAAAAGCAAACUGCUUGCUUGGAUCAGGAGUGUUACUUAUGUUUGCUGGCGUUGAUCUGUCACCUGAAGUGGCCUUGUGGCAAUCAGUCCCUGAGAAAGGCAAGCACAUCCCCUAGCAUCAUUGUGGAAAACUGGCCAAGCACCUGGAUGUACCCAGAGGAACUGCGAUUUCACUUCUUACUCCACAAGCAACAUCCUUCUGUUGUGAAUUUAAUCUUCACAGUCAAAAUCUAUGUCUGCUCAUUUGGGCAGGAAAUGUUUUGUGUGUAGCAGUGGCAAACAAUGUAACACUAAACAAGCUUAACGUCGGUCAUUUGGGAAGGGGAUGUUUUGUGUGUAGCAGUGGCAAACAGUGUGACACUAGGCAAGCUUAGCAUCGGUCAUCUGAUCUUCCAUCAUACCCUUGCCAAGUCAUUUUUCCUUUGGGUUUGUCAUCGUGUAUUGUCGGCCACAAGACCCGUUAUAUGUUAUAAUAUGUGUAAGCAUUAUGUUUGACAUGUGUUUGUCAGAGGUAUGCACACUACACAAAACCUCUGUGUAAAUCCCGUAUAUACCUUCACUUACAUGUAUGACUGACUGAACUGGAUCCUCCAUGUGCACUGCAGGCUUCUGUCUCCAGUUUCAUACAUCCCUGCCUGCCACAGCCAGGACAGGAAAUUCUCUCUCUUCUUCCUUAUUUCCUGUCCCAAACUAAACUUGGAACCCGAUGAUACUUACAGACCCAUGCUGUGAUCAUCCUGCUCCUACUUCUGUAUUUCAGCCUGUUCUGUCCUCCACCUCCAUGGCAGGAGCCCUUGGUUCCAUUGCCUUCAGCUUCCGGCCUCUGCAGGGACCCGGUCUGCUUGCACUCUACUCAGGAUUGGAGGCUACUCAGACAAGCUCUGGGAAGACUGUGAACCAGAUAAUGGAGCAUGCACUGGUCAGCAUCCUCGCUGGAGCUUGACAUGGUGGCUUUAAACCCUGCCGUGUGACUCCAAGCCACAGAAAGGCAUUCUGUGCUGUGAACAGCUUUAGUUUCCUGUACACAUCCAUUCCUCUACUCCUGAGUAUCCACAAGUCUAGUAUUGUGUGAUGGAGUCCAUAGAGCAGCAGUGUAAACACGGCAGCUUCCUGUCAAUUCCAUCACUGCCGACAAGCAAGUGUUCACUAAUCUGAGAACUAUAAUUGAGAUAAGGAGAGAUACUUCAUCCUUUAAAAUUCAUCCUGGAAUAACCAAACAUUAGCAUGAAAUUACAACUUAUUGUUUUCAAUUUCUGUCAUUUUUUCAUUUGGAAACAUAUGAACUAAUUAUAUAUUUUUAGUUUUACCUAUUUGUAAUUAUAUACCUAAUUAUACAUAGUGUGGCUUUCCGUUAUGCAGAUUUGUUAUGACAACUGAUGUUUCAAAUAUAUCUGCUUUGAUCAUUGUCAGCACACUUGGUAAUUGUUUACCUAAUGCCUUAAUCAAGGUCUUGCAACUCUUUUCUUCUUAACUUUUAAAAAAUAGUUUUAAGUAACCUCUAUAUCUUAUCAUAAAGGUCAUUUCUGAAGUGUUCUUGAAAAUGAGUGUGGAAGAAUUGAGAGUAAUAAAUGCAUUUCCAGAUACGAGCCACCUUCUUGUUCUGGUGAAAAGGAAGCUACCGUAGUGAAAAGCUCCUGGUGAUACUGGCACUAUUUGUGACCUCCUGAUCGAUAGGUCCCCUUAGUUGUCCCCUCUUGUAUCAGCUGCUUUUCCUGUCACCAUGACCAAGUGCCCAACAAUAAACAGUUUGAAGAAGAGGUUUAUUUUAUCUCAUGAUUUCCAGAUAAGGCCAUCCCGGUUGGGAAGACCUGGCAGCAGGCACCUCUUUGUUGACAGAAGUUUGUGGCACACGGCUGCUCACAUCUCUGGAGACUAGUAAUGAAAAGAAGGCAAAUGCCAGCUCCCAACUGGCUUUCCCCUUUUUCUCUUUUACUCAUCCCAGGACUUAGCUCUUGGGAUGGUAACACCAGAUUAGGGGAACAUACACACUCACAUGCACACACACAUACCACCCCCAGUUAUCCUUUCUAGGAAUGCCUUCACAGACAUGCCCAAAGUUCUGAUUCCCCAGGCGUCAGUUCUCAGACUGGUCAGUGGGUAGCUGUUCCCCAGCCAAGAACCUCUUACCAGUAAGCAAGUACCUUUAGUCCCCAGGUACUGUUGAUGGACAGCCUCUGCCUGAAAGGCUCAUCCUGCCUGGUGACUUCUAGACACCAUUAGACUUCAUCUCUGAAGCUGCCUCAGAGAACCUUUCUCUGACCUUCCUGUCCUGCUCAGAGCAGCUCACUCUGCACUCUUCCUGACUGCCACACUCCUCUGUGCACAGCAGUGUCUUUCCACUUUCCUUCCCUCGCUAUGAUGAAACUGUGAUAAAAGAAAGGAAAGUUAUGUUUGCUUAGUUUAAGAGAUGAGUGUGGUGAUUUGCCCUGGUUAUUUUGGAUCUGUGGUAAGACAGUCAUGGUAGAGGAGUGUGGUAAAGAACUGCUCAACUCAUGGUGGCCAGAAAGAGGAGGCUCAGUUCUUAAUACACCCUUCCAGGGUGGGCCAAUGACCUACGCCCUUCAACCAGGCCCCACCUACUAAAAUCCCCAUAACACCAUGGGCUGACUUUCAGCAUGAGAUUGGGAAUUAUUUAGAAUUCAAUGUAUAGCACUACUUAAUAUUUACGUACUGAUUUGAUAGCUCUUCAUCUCCCUCCAUACAGGAUAAACUCCAGAAGGACAGAGACCAUGCCUAAUCUAACAUGCAGUAGCUGCACAGUGCAAGUGUCGGAAUGGUGGGGUGGGCCGUUAUAUGUGAAAGUUGUCUUGUUUCUAUGAAAACAAAAGAGUAAACGAAGAGAUGAUGCUUGGUUUUUCUGAAAGCAUGUCCUCAUUUACCCUGGUUCCCACCGAUAGCUACAAGGAGAGAAGCCUACUUGACCUGAGUAAUACUUUGUUGAGAUCACAUCUCCUGUCCUUGGUCUGCCCUUGAAACUUGGCCUUCAAAUGUAAACUACUGUGUCGGAGCCUGUUUGAGAGUCCGACCUUCCCCUGCUUCCAUCAUAGAUGAAGUUAAGAUGUAGUUUUCUAAAGAGGCACGAGAAAUCCAGACACGGUAGUGCACAUCUUUAAUCCUAACACUUGGGGGGCUGAGGUAGUCUGUGAGGCCAGUCUGCUUAGCUCCAGGUCAGUUCAGGAUACAGAGUGGACCUUUUCCAAAAACACCAAAAGGCAAGGGAAGAUUGUGCCUUCCUCACUUUUGAGGACGAUCUUGACAGUGCAGCCUGACAGGGUUCAUAUCGUGUAUGUCGAGAAGAUGUGCAUAACCAGUCCACAGUGCCCCAGGCCCAUUGUGCUUUCAUGAUCUUGGGUCACUCACAUUUAGUUUGGCUGUUAUUAAAAGUCCCGCAAGUAGUGUCCAGCUCCUCUUAGAACCCAGUGUGAAAAUGUUAAGUUUCAGCAGCAGAACCCUCUGAGGCUUGCUGGUACUCCUGGCAGCCAGCUCCGUUUCCAUCGUGACUGCCCUCGACGGGGAGGGACAUGAUGUAGUCUAAGCUGUGAGCACAUACAGUUUAGCUGACAGUGCCUGGCCUGCCCGGGAAGUAGACUGGCUGUGCUGUAACCCGUGGUGGAGGACCUGCUGGUUUAACAUGCAGGAGGCCACCUUAGGUCGAACCUUCAGUGCAAAGAAGGAAGGGAAGGAGGAGGAAAGAGGAACGGGAGAGAGAGGGCAAAGGGAAAGGGAGCGGAAGCAGAUGGGUGUUGGGAUCCAGGAAGAUGAUGUCCAGGGACAAGCACUCUGCACAAGCAUGUCCCUCGUCUUCCUGGUGAAACCUGCCUCCCCUCUGUACUGCACAAGGCUUCCUUGCUCUUUUCACUGAAAAUAUUGCAUAAGAUUAAAUUGCCACAGUAAAAUUAAAAUUCCUGCUCCCUGUUUAUAAGCAGCAGCAGAUAUAACUAAAUCACCGCUACGCUAUUGACAAUGUUAAACGUAGUUCUCACGGGUACAAUGUAUCCACCAUUUCAACCAGAGUGAAGUUAAGAAUGCUUCACUUUUGAGAAAAAAAUGUAUCGUGUCUAUUAAGGGAAUUUAUACACGUGAUAUGUUUAUAGCAGUGACCUACACUUCAGACAUGUAAUGCUUUAUUAUAUGUGCUUUAAAUAUGAACAUAAAAUUUUAAUUUCAAAAAAAAAAAAAACCCUCAGCAUCCACUCUUCUGUAAAGCUGACAUAAAAACUCCAACUCUGCACUGCUCCCUGAUGGGCUCGGAGUAAUUAAGCAGACAUAACACAGAAAGGAAUUUAUUAGGCUUUUAUUAAGGCUUGAUAAUUUGGGUUUCAGAUUUUAAAUCUCAGAGGGCUCAUAAUUGUUGUCAUUUCCUAGUGAGAGACACGUUUGGAAGGAAGUUCAGUCUCUGUGCAAAGGAAAAACAGAUUCGGAUGGAAAAUCCAAAGGGCCGUUUCAUUAUCCCGGAGCUGACUGCAGGUGUCAAGGCUCCCACUCUGAGGCUUUUGCAGGAGCGCAGACAGGUUACUGCUGCAGUUCCUCGGUGCUGGUAUUUCCCUGAGACUGUGUUCACUGCGGGAAGUCGAGUCUCAAGGCUGAGCUGUGCCUUAACAGGAAAGGAAGAUUGUGUCAACUCUAGAAAUGUGAGUGACUCUAAUUCACAAAGGCAGUUUGAGCCUUACUUUAAGAUUCAGUCUCACUCCUGUCACAAGAAAUACACUGAGGCCAGUCCAGAGCUCUGUAGAGACCCUAGAGUGGGUUGUAAUGCUGAACACUGUCUUCUGCUUACACUGGAUUCCUUCCUAGUCCUUUUUUUCCUUCAAGUGUUUUCCAAAAUAUUGGUGAAGACAUCUUUUAUUGUUUGGAUCUUUUUUCUGAAUUCAUAUAGUGAUAACAUCACUAUAAAAAUAUUCUUGGACUAGGGAUCAGCAAAAUUCUUGCCCACAAAAAAUGCUGGUCACUUUUACCAGUGUUGCCUUAGUCCAUUGCUAGGAUGCUAGGCCAGGAGAGUGUCUGAGGCUUAUGGCCAGCCAAUCAAGACAGUCAACAAACUGUCUCAGGUAGAAAGCUGAGGAGACGGUUCAAAAGGAAAGCAGUCGUCACAGCAGCCCAAAGAACCAAGUUUGGGCACUAGCAGCCCAUUAAAGCUAAACCAGCAUGGUAGCCCACUGUAAUCCUAACCCUGGGCAGAUGGAGAUGGAACUCCCCAAGGCCAACAGCCAGAGCAUCCAAUCAGCAAGUUCCAGGUUCCAUGCUAGACCCUGCCUCAGUGUAUAAAGACGAGUAACAGAGAAGAGACCUAACCACUAGCCUGUAUGUGCAUUCACACACAUGUGUAUGUGUCUGCACAUACCUAAGCACGCUGGCAAAUACUCAGCUACAUGGUAUUUUUAAGUGAAUUACCUAGUGAAGUAGAAUGUCAUAGAGGACACUUGACAUCUGCCUCUGGCUUCCACAGGUACGUACACAUAUAUGUGUACACACACACACACACAAACAAUUGUUUUCUCCCCAAAAUGUGGAGAACAAUUGUGUGUCUGUCAGGACAACAGAUUGGAUAUAUGUUAGUCUAUUUUGUGCUAUUACCAAAACACCCUAAGUUGGUUAAUUCAUUUAAAAAAAGACGUAAGGUUUUUUCUUACAGUUUUAGAGGCUAGCAAGCCCAGGGUCAGAAGGUUCCCUUUAAAUAAGUGUGUUUUAUGUUAUUUCAUCUCAUGGUAGAUGGCAAAGGGCAAGAAUACAAGAGGACAAAUUCACAGCUCUAACCUCUAUAAGAGGCAUCAGUGCUUUGUGAGGGUGGAGCUCCAUGGCCAGAACACCUCCCACCUUCCUGCACUGGGAAUUAAGCUCCCAAA